AUGUAUGAAUCCUCUUCAGUAUUUCCCACAGCAUCAGCAGCAGCAGGAGGAAAAACAGGAGCAGCCAACAUAAGGAUGAAAAAAAAGGAUUUUCUAGAAGAUUUUUUUUAUACCGGAAAAGGAAAACCGUCAACUUUUUUUUUAUUGGGGGUUGCAAAGAAGGGUGUGUGA
Messenger RNA from Pediculus humanus corporis (human body louse), 171 nucleotides. RefSeq lists its product as uncharacterized. NCBI's taxonomy places the organism in Eukaryota, Metazoa, Arthropoda, Insecta, Psocodea, Pediculidae. The record is from RefSeq and is a predicted model, not a curated record. The coding region runs from base 1 to 171 and encodes 56 amino acids. The transcript has 3 exons.